AUGGAGCCGUCUCAGCCCCAUCCCAUCCCCCCUCAACCGGUUUUAGACCAGGUUGAGAGCAGUCCAGCACCUGCAGACUGCAAACUCGCAGAAGUGUGUAGCGCUUCUGCGAGUCCUGAGCCAUUACAGGCUCAUACUGCCAUUGCCGGGUCUGGAACCAUCCCAGACCUGAUCCAAUGCCAUUCUCAACUGGUUUUAGACCAGGUUGAGAACAGUCCAGCACCUGUGGACUGCAAUCUCACAGAAACGCACAGCGCUUCAGCAAAUCCUGAGCCAUCACAGGCUCAUACCAUCAUUCUCGGGUCCGGAUCCAUCCCAGACCCGACCCAAUCCACUCUCCCACCCACUGGGCUCCCUUUCCCAGAGCCCUGGAGGGAGUUUGAGUCCCUGGAGAACUAA
This is a messenger RNA of Cantharellus anzutake, 399 nucleotides long. RefSeq lists its product as uncharacterized. Bases 1 to 399 code for a protein of 132 amino acids. NCBI's taxonomy places the organism in Eukaryota, Fungi, Basidiomycota, Agaricomycetes, Cantharellales, Hydnaceae. The record is from RefSeq and is a predicted model, not a curated record. The transcript has a single exon.